GAGAGAUGCGGUGAUGCUAGGAUGAUGAACUGAGAUAACUGAUGAUGCGAGGGUGAGGUGCGAAGGUGAUGAGUGACGAAGCGAACCAAUCGCAGGCGACAAGAACGCCUCGAAAGCAAGGCUUAUCAUGAUAUUGUGUUUCUAAAUUAUAUUAGAAUAAAUGUCUUUAUUUGAGCUGAUACACCAAAAAAAUGAGGGUUGUCUGUUUGUCCUUGGACUAGCACAUCUGAAGUAGGGUAUCCUGUAGUUAUAUUAGCUCGCUGAUUAAUAAUCAAUUUAUAUCAAUUAAUAGAUAAACAUUCAGUUGGAUUUGGCUUCUAAUACACCUACUACAUAUCACAUUACAAACGGAUCUUUAGAAGACAGUUCAGGUAAUGAUAUGAUCGUCAGACUCUUCUUCUCGUCAUGUUCAUCAUCAACGUAGGUAGUUAUUCUCAUAAGUAGCCGUGAAACAGAAAAUCUCUUCAACACAUGUACGCGUUUCAGCCAUCCCGAUAAUUAGCAGCACCGUGACUACCAUGGGAUUAUACUGAUCAUCGUUUUGAUUCUAGUUUCGAAUUUCUAACGAUCACUGCGUAGACAAUGAUGAGCAUACAAACGUGGUAUCGGAUCUCUUAAUUGCUAAAACACGUGGCUAGCAUCUGUUAUUCAGAUGGAUUCCGCCGAAGUGACAACUUAUUUUGUCACCAUUUUGGUCGAUCCGUGUGUCAAUCAUCGGAUGAGAUCACCGCAGUGGACAACGAAUCUUAACUCGUUGCUCGACUGAAGGUCUCAUGUAGUCUUUCGGUUCUUCAUGGUUCGGUUCUUCAAAUAUCUUCAUGAUUUUACAGCAGUAUGUAUGCAUUUUCCGUAGAAUUGUAAUGGUCGUGGCCAUUUGGGUUAGCUUAUCGCUGUCUCAAAUAAGAAAUAAUCGAUGUGUAGCUUUUAACCGGAUAUGAAGGCGCAGUUUGACACGUCCCUUUAUCAAUAAUAGAACGAAAAUACGUAGCAGAUCAUAUUAUUAGUCAAUUUCGCUCUAAUUAAAUGUAAAGUUAACUGACAAUAUUAAUUGAAUAAAUCAGAAUAGGUCGACCUAUCAUGAUAGUGCUAUAACAACGGAAUUGUUGUAGACAAAUUGCCUUAAAAAUUACUCUUUUUGUCGCUUCACCUAAAAAAUACAUUCAUUUUUAAAGUGUUAGAUGCAUAGCGCCCAAGUCAUUACAACAUUAGCAAUCGAACUCUACCUAAAAUGUGUUUGGGAACAACGCCAUCUUUGUAUCUCUAUAUGGAAACGUAGCGCGGUUUUUAUCUAGUAAUCGUUCGCUUCCUCCAUGAGACACUGCUAAUUUCAAAUAUAUUUAUAGCUCUAACUGGUGUCCAUUGCAUAGUCCAAUCGACUGUUAUGCAUUGACGCAUAUCUUGGCCAGUGAUAUUACGUUUUAUUUCAUUAUUGUCGUCGUUGACGUUUCCUUCUUGCUCUUCGUUUUUCUGUCGCCACCUGAAGUCCUCUUGUCAAUCCACCUUCACCCGCCAAGACCGUAAGCCAUUUCACUUGUCAACUUCUGUUACUUGUAGUAAGUAGUAGUGAGGGUAAUAGUGAAGAUAGCACAUCUAUCCCGACGCUCGAUAGCAUAAACAUUUCGUCUCGCCUUUAAGGAAGGGCGGUGUAAGACGGAAAAAUCGGAACACUUAAAUCGCUGUAAGUAGAGGAAAUUAAAAAAUUCAAUAGCACUCUAGUGCAGUGUCGCAUCGUAUUGAUUUUAUGCUGGCUGGCAGGAUCGGUUUGUGUUAAGCGGCAUCUCGCUAGCUUUCGUUUCCCUCAUCAUACCAACACCUACUGUACUCAGUAGUGGCUCAUAGUGACUGGUGAUCGCGCGAGCUUCUAUUUUCUAUGCCUCUUAGCUGAUGAAGCAACAAACUACGGCAGCGGCAGCUCCGGCACCGAUCGGUACUAGUACUGAAGUAACGGCAUUCCGGCCUUUCCUGGCAAUGCGCCGACUGCAACAGCUACCAGCAGCAAUAGUUAGCGCAGCUUGGCGCCGUCAGUCAGCGUACCGAAUCAUCCCACACGAUCGUCAACGACUGCCUCGACCACUAUCGCAACAACAACUGUAAGAUAUACUCCUUCGAUCUUCUUCAUUGAUGCAUGUACAUAUUACAUGUGGAUUGACGGUUACACACACACACACAUAGUACACAAUGCUUUCAGUACGGUCAGAUACGGUCCAAGUGACUCAGACCGGCACUGCAUAGCCUGCAGCAGGGGCGCCUAAGCGAGUAUAUUAGGCGGGAGAAUCCCCGGAGAUCACGGCGGUCGACACGACAAGAUUGGACGUGUACUGUCUGUGUCUAAGCAUUCUAUGCUAAUAUAUAUAAGCCCAAAUUGUAGCAUCGAGUUAUCAGCAUAGUGGCGCCCUCUUCCCGCUGUAUGACCGUAUUUAGCAAUGCGCGUGUGGGCCUUAUACGGCAGAAGAAGAUCGAUAGUCCAGCACUUUGACUGUUUAACUUACAAUAGAAUACACCUAGGUGGUGGAAGUGCCAAUGCAAUAGAUACUUCACAGUUGUACCACAAUACCAUUGGAUAUUUGUUGCUACUGCUGUACAUGAGUCUUUUACAGUGAAUGUUAUACAUCUAAGAAAAUGCGCGUCGGAAGAUGCGUAUGACGAGAAAAAAUGUCGCUAGAAUAAUUCGUACAUAAGCUGAGGUCUGGAAUUAAACAAGGUCCACUCAUCGAAGUCAUCCCACUUGAGGUUGUCGGGAACAAAUCAGCACGAUGCGACGGUUGCCGACCCUUUGGAUUAGCGACGGUGUUUUACAUCAAAGCAACUAAAUACGUGAAUCUAUGUGCAGCUAUACGGAAAGGACAUGGCAGUGCUGGGGCUCGUGCAAUAACAGUUUCCUGCAUGCAAACGACCCCCAUGAAAAGCGCAGACGAAGAUGAUAUCCUUUGUACGAAUUGAGAACUGUCCCAGUCUGACGUUCAACCUAAUUCUCUUCUUCUGGUGGAUCGGAUUAUGCAUUCUCUACUUUCGUCAACCUCCCGUGCCAAUGCCUGUUAAAAUACAACAGUAUCGUAUAGAGAACUAUUCAGACAAGGAAAGACGUCUACUUCAGCAACAGAACUGCGUUCGUAAUGCUAGGCCCUGCCCCCGGCUUCAAUUCAAUCGUACUGAUGAUCAUCUCGUGGACUUCCCUAAGUUCUGGUCCUACGAAGCUAAUCGGCAGCAGUCGCAAAAAACUACGAAGCAUCCUCACAGUAUCUUCACUCGCUUGUACGUACUAAAUACGACACCUUGUAGUGGAAAGGAAUCUUUGGUGGUUUUAGUGCAUUCGGCGCCUAAUCACUAUGCACAACGCGAUUCAAUUCGCUCGACGUGGGGCCAAGGAUCUCAACGCCUCAAGAAGUUUUGGAUCAAACUUGUUUUCCUGCUUGCCGCUGUCGAGGACGAAGCUCAAAAUUGGAAAAUCCAACUAGAACACCUUCGAUAUCGGGAUAUUGUUCAAGUGGUAAUUUCAAAUGACUUAGGCAAUUUUAUCGACGCAUAUCGAAAUCUUACGUACAAACAUGUAAUGGGCUUAAAAUGGGCUUGGGAGAACUGCCCUCGAGCUCCUUGGCUUCUAAAGAUGGACGACGACAUUUUCGUGCAUCUAUUCAACCUCUACAAAAUGGUCAAGGAAGACAACCGCGAGAAGCUUAUAUGCUACGUGCAAAAACAGAUGCCGGUCACCCGGGACGAGGGCAGCAAAUGGAGGGUUACAAUACCCGAGUAUCCGUUGAUGUUCUACGAGGAUUAUUGCUCUGGCUGGGCAUAUUUAAUGACUCCUAAUAUUGCCCGGCGUCUCUACGUCGAAUCGCGUUACCGGCCCUAUUUCUGGGUGGAUGAUGUACAUGUCACAGGAACUCUGGCUAAGAUGGCGGGCGUACCCCGGGUAGCUAUCAAUUCGAAAUUUACCACGGUAGCCGAAUCCGCUAUAAUGUGGAGCAACGACGAUGGAAAUAAAGAGUGGAAGUACAUAUUCGGUCCAACAUGGGGUGAUCCUGAUCUGGCGGCUAAAGCCCACAGCAAGGCAGUGGAUUGCCAAAGAAGACAAUGUCGCUGUUGUUUCGAUAUUUUCACAAUCCACGUAGAAGAGACUCGUGAAACACUGAAUUCGCCAAGGAAAGGUCGUGCUCAAGUCGUUACUGUAAAUUGACGACAUCUGCUAACGGAAUGACUAUAAGAGUCUUCUUUAUUCACAGAAAUGAUAUGUGAAUUAUUGAAUAAAUCUGAAGCGGCGUUUUCCCGACGGGAUAAUUAGUCAAGGCAGCGAUCUAUCCCCAAGAAAACAUUACCCCAUACGAGUCGAACACUUCUGAGUUUUGCGCCUGUUAUUAUUUUAAAAAAAACUAUCAUCGGUUCAGGCAAUCCAAUUAUGAGAGAAAAUAUAUACAGCAACCCACUCGUUUGUUUCGAUCCUAUGCAGACUGUAAGCUUGUAAAUAUGUAAACUAAAAAAUGUGCAAAUAAUAUGAAACCGUCAAUAAUUGUAAAGCAAAGAGAGUGUUCAUU
Messenger RNA from Varroa destructor (honeybee mite), 4529 nucleotides. Its product is annotated as beta-1,4-mannosylglycolipid beta-1,3-N-acetylglucosaminyltransferase brn-like. The record is from RefSeq and is a predicted model, not a curated record. Gene Ontology annotation, biological process: protein O-linked glycosylation. NCBI's taxonomy places the organism in Eukaryota, Metazoa, Arthropoda, Arachnida, Mesostigmata, Varroidae. Gene Ontology annotation, molecular function: hexosyltransferase activity. Gene Ontology annotation, cellular component: Golgi membrane.